AUUUAUUCUUUAUAGCUAUUAAACAUAAAAAAAUUAAUUUGUGCAACAACUAAGCCCAACUUUAUUAUAAAAGAUGAACAGAGAAAAUCGCACUUUAAAAAGUAAAUCAUUAAACAAUGAAGAAUCUCCAACAAAACCUCCCGAAAAAAAGGAAAGCCAAACAAAACGGAAAAAAGCUUCAUCAACCACCUCAACUAAAAGAAAAUCGUACAGAAACCCUUAUUUAGUGUUCCUUGCGGAGUUUCGUAGGAACCAUUCGAAUAUGUCUUUGAUGGAAAGUAGCCGCGAAGCUGGUAAAAUUUGGAGGAACAUGAACGAAGCUGAAAAAGCGCCUUAUAACGCCCUCGCGAGAGCUGCCCCUAAGAAACCAAGAAAACGCCGCAUUAAGCGGCAAGAUAGUGAGAGUAAAGAUGAUAGUUUCGAUACUGGAAGUACAAGUGAUACAACCGAUACGGAAUCGAGAUCGCGGACACGAUCUCGAUCAUCAAACCGAAAAUCAAAAAAAUUUGAGAAAUUAAAAAGAAAAAGUCAAGGAAAAAGCCGGUCUCGUUCCACUAGUUGAAGAUAUGAUCUUUAACUCAAAAUUUGUUGUUUAAACUUUUCGUUGUUAAAUAAAUAAUAAUUUUAUUUAUAAUAGAG
This is a messenger RNA of Onthophagus taurus, 639 nucleotides long. RefSeq lists its product as uncharacterized. The record is from RefSeq and is a predicted model, not a curated record. Lineage: Eukaryota; Metazoa; Arthropoda; Insecta; Coleoptera; Scarabaeidae.